AUGGACGGCGCAGAGAAAAACAUCGAAAUCUGGAAGAUCAAGAAGUUGAUCAAGUCCCUCGAGCUUGCCCGUGGUAACGGUACCUCCAUGAUCUCGUUGAUCAUCCCGCCAGGAUCCCAGAUCUCCUUGACCCAGAAGAAGUUGACUGAAGAAUACGGUACCGCCUCCAACAUCAAGUCGAGAGUCAACCGUCUUUCCGUUCUUUCCGCCAUCACUUCCACCCAGCAGAAAUUGAAGUUGUACACGCACUGCCCCAAAAACGGUCUUGUGCUUUACUGUGGUGAUGUCAUUACCGAUGAGGGUAAGGAAAAGAAGUUGAACAUUGACUUUGAGCCUUUCAAGCCAAUUAACACGUCCUUGUACUUGUGUGACAACAAGUUCCACGUGGAGGCGCUUUCCGAGUUGCUUCAGGACGACGACCGGUUCGGUUUCAUCAUCAUGGACGGUAAUGGAGCUCUUUUCGGUGCUGUUUCUGGUAACAACCGUGAGGUUUUGCAUAAGUUUACUGUGGACUUGCCCAAGAAGCACGGCAGAGGUGGUCAGUCUGCUGUUCGUUUCUCCCGUUUGAGAGAGGAAAAGAGACACAACUACGUCAGAAAAGUCGCCGAGGUUGCUGUGCAAAACUUUAUUGAAAACGACAAGGUCAACUGUAAGGGUUUGAUUUUGGCCGGUUCCGCCGACUUCAAGAACGAAUUGUCCAAGUCCGACUUGUUCGACGCCAGAUUGCAGGCCCGUGUGUUGAAGAUUGUCGAUGUUUCUUACGGUGGUGAGAACGGUUUCAACCAGGCCAUUGAGCUUUCUGCCGAGACCUUGGCCAACGUCAAGUUCGUCCAGGAGAAGAAGCUUUUGAACACCUACUUCGAGGAGAUCUCUCUUGAUACCGGUAAGUUCUGUUACGGUAUCGAGGACACUUUGAAGGCCUUGGAUGCUGGUGCUUGUGAGACCGUCAUUGUCUACGAGAACUUGAACAUUGUCAGAUACACCUUGAAGGACUCCGAGGACCGUGAGGUGAUUGCCCACGUGAACCCAGAGUUGGGUGACAAGUCCUACUUGCUCGACAAGGCCACUGGUACCGAGAUGGAGACCGUCAAGGAGGAGAUGUUCUUGGAGUGGUUGGCUGAAAACUACAAGAGCUUCGGUGCCACUCUCGAGUUUGUCACCGACCGUUCGUCCGAGGGUGCCCAGUUCGUCCAGGGUUUCGGUGGUGUUGGUGCUCUUUUGAGAUACAAGCUCAACUUCGAGCAGUUGAUUGACGAGUCCGACGAGGACGAGUACUACGACAGUGAUGAGGACUUCAUUUAA
Candidozyma pseudohaemuli is the source of this 1302-nucleotide messenger RNA. RefSeq names its product translation termination factor eRF1 (gene ERF1). The transcript has a single exon. The coding region runs from base 1 to 1302 and encodes 433 amino acids. Lineage: Eukaryota; Fungi; Ascomycota; Pichiomycetes; Serinales; Metschnikowiaceae. The record is from RefSeq and is a predicted model, not a curated record. Gene Ontology annotation, cellular component: translation release factor complex; cytosol. Gene Ontology annotation, molecular function: sequence-specific mRNA binding; translation release factor activity, codon specific. Gene Ontology annotation, biological process: cytoplasmic translational termination.